Messenger RNA from Mya arenaria, 5311 nucleotides. RefSeq lists its product as uncharacterized. Bases 165 to 3239 code for a protein of 1024 amino acids. Lineage: Eukaryota; Metazoa; Mollusca; Bivalvia; Myida; Myidae. Gene Ontology annotation, biological process: protein phosphorylation; intracellular signal transduction; mitotic cell cycle. The transcript is spliced from 13 exons. The record is from RefSeq and is a predicted model, not a curated record. Gene Ontology annotation, molecular function: histone H3T3 kinase activity; ATP binding. Gene Ontology annotation, cellular component: nucleus; cytoplasm.
UGUAAAAUUUGUAAACAAACGAAAAUCGAAAUACUUUCUACAAACACUUCACUUUGUAUAGAAAGACUGAUAAUGAAACAGUUUAUCAGAAACAAAUCCCUUUCUACUAGUACAACGUGAAUAAUAGUUUCAUUUAGGAGUCGGAACGAGUAUUCACGGUGAAGAUGAAGAAAACUGAAAGUCUACGAACCUACGGUAGACAUCGAAACCGGCGUAUUGUAGCCACAGAUGUGUGGCUUUCUGACCAAGAGAAAAAGCAUGGUGUGUUCAGCACAUCAUCAGAAAAUGAAUGCUCCACAAGUAUUUUUCACAGCAGUAGCAGUAGUUGCCAAGAUUCCCUCAACGCAACGGGUGACAACAGCUUCAAGCCGGCUGCCAAAAACAAGAAAACUACAAGGAAAGUACAGCAAGCAAAAUCUACUCGAAACAAAGAAAACAAAUUACAGACCGACAGAAGACAAAAGGACAUCAAGAACUGUCAAGCGACAAAAUCGGGUAUAUUUGCAUUGUCUUCUUCAAGUGAAAAUAGUUCAUUGGCAUCAGAAAAUGGAAUAUCUCGACCCGCACUUCGAGACAGGAACAAACAUGUAGACUACAAUGACUCCCUUAACCUCAAAAAACAGCUGAGAGGGACAACUGCAAAAAGAAAACGACCUGUGCGUAUAUGUGUGCAGACAAAAUGCAAUAAUUCAUCUAUGAAUUUUAGUGACUUUGAUGAUUACUAUCUGUGUAUUGACUCACCAAGUGAUGUCGUUAAGAAGUCAAAUAGACAAUCUAUGGAUACUAGUACCCCAGUCGUCAAGAGGACCAGAGCAGCAAAAAAUGUUCAAAAGGUGACAAAUUUGUCGCAUAUAGAAAACCUUGAGAGUCCAAUCUCUGAUACCGGCUAUAAUUCUGUUCAGACACCAGAAAGUACACACUCCCAGAGUGUGUAUGAAACGCCAUCUGUCGUCUCCUCUCAGGGAAGCAGAGUUAAUGAUGAUAACUUGUCAGAAGUAAAUGCUGAUGACACUGGUAGAAAAGCUGUUGUUCAGCUUAAAAAGUUGGCUGAUAGUUUUGUGGCUUAUGCUACAAGUGAUAGUGCCAAAUCUCAUGCUUUUAAAAGUCGUCGUAAAGAUGUACUUGAGGACCAAAGUUAUGAUAAUUCAAAAAGUUUGUUCAGUGGAGUUGGUGCAGCUUUGUCUUGUUCACCAUGUGACUCUAAGAAUCAUAGGUUGACAAGAGCUACAGCACAACGUAGAGGAGUUAAACCGGAAAGGAUUUGUUUAGAUGACAGCAAUGAGGAAUCUGUUAAUGAAACAGAUGAAAUAAGUCAUGAUGAACACGAAGAUGAUAAUAUUGAGGUUUCUGUUGGAAGCGAAAGCACUGAAGAUGAUGAAGAGGACUAUCAUACAUCUGAAGGUGAAACUGAAGACUUAAGUGCAAUAGCUGAAGGUGAAGAGAUAUCGGAAGAGGAUGAAAGUGACACCGAAUGUGUUGAAAGUGAUGGCAGUGAAGAAUAUGAAACAGAAAGUGAUUCUGAGCAGUCCAGUGAGUUUGGUAGGGAAACUCGAAGCACUAAAAAGACUUCAGGAACAGAAAAAGACAAAGCUUUCGAAAGACUUUCAGAAAGCCUUUUGUCAAACCAUGUUAUUGAAAGACGUUCCACAAGAAAUACAAGGAAAACUAGACAUAGAGAUUCUGAUCUUCAUGACAUUUCUGAUAUUACUGAUUUGUUAGAGAUGUCGCAUAUUGAUUCAAGUGACUCCAACUGUACUUUGUACAUGCUAAAUGAAGACAGUACGUCAGUUUCUAGUAAACAUAGUACAGGGAGGCUUUCUGGGCAUACUGAGGAGGAAGAGGUGGAAGAGGAGAGAAGUAGUGAGGAGGAAGGGAGUGUUGAUGAGGCUAAAUUGGAAGAUGAUGUUGAAGAGGAAGAAAGAAAAUCAGUGCUUACUAAACAUCGUACAAGAAGGCUUUCUGGGCAUACUGAGGAGGAGGAGGUGGAGAGUAGCAGUGGGGAGGAAGGGAAUGAUGUUGAUGAUGAAAUGGAAGACGACGUUAUUGAAGAGGAGGAGGAUAUUGAAGAAGAUAAGGAUAUAGAGCCGAUGGAGGAGUCGCUGCACACCCCAGCCAGGAAGAAGUACUGCCUGAGGGAUAAAUACCUGGAGGACCUUCAAAACUCAUUCUCCGAAAUACUGACUCCAGUGCGUAGAAAAAGCAGUCUAGUUCCAUUGAGUGCCCAGGCGCGAGUGUUCCUACUGUGUGACCAGACAGAGCCAAUCACAUUCAAGGAUGCACUGCCUGGAAGGAUGAUGUCCAAGUGUCGGAAGAUUGGAGAAGGUGUGUAUGGGGAGGUGUUCCGCAGCACGGGAGCAGACAACAAAAAUGUGGCUAUAAAGAUAAUCCCUAUUGAAGGUGACUUUGCAGUGAAUGACGAGCCUCAGAAGAAGUUUGGGGAGAUCCUUCCGGAGAUUGUCAUAGCCAAAGAGCUGAGCAACCUGCGAACAAGUAAGGGCUCCAUGACCGCGAGUUUCUGCGAGGUGAACGAUGUGUCAUGUGUGAGGGGAAAAUAUCCAAAGGAGCUUCUUACACAGUGGGACACGUUCAACAAAAACAAGUCCUCAGAGAAUGAUAGGCCUGAUAUGUUUGGUGAUACCCAGCUGUUCAUCGUGUUUGAGUUUGCUGACUGUGGCUCUAGUCUUGAGUCUUACGAGUUUGAAACUAUCAGCCAGGGAAAAAGCGUUUUGACACAAGUGGCCUAUGCGCUAGCCGUAGCCGAAGAGAAAUUACAAUUUGAACACAGAGAUUUGCACUGGGGAAACGUGCUGGUUCGCCCCACGGAGGACGAGGUCAUAACGUUCCAGCUUCUCGGGAAAACAUACGAGGUUCCCUCCAUGGGGGUGGAGGCCAGUGUGAUAGACUUCACUUUGUCACGGCUUACGAAAGAUGGUUGUACAGUGUUCACAGACCUGUCAGUUGAUCCGGCCCUUUUCGAAGGAAAGGGCGAUUACCAGUUUGACAUCUACCGUCUGAUGAAGGAAGGCAACGGAAACCAGUGGAAGAAGUUUGAAGCCCGAAGUAAUGUUUUAUGGCUCCACUAUCUGGCAGACAAGCUCAUCUACGCGACCCGCUACCCAAGCCAGUCUGGGCGGCAGGAUCGAGAUGUCAUACGCCAAUUUCGACAGUUUACAGCCUCAAUGCUGAACUACAACAGUUCAGUGGAAAUGGUGGUGGAUGCACUGUUCCUGAACUCGUGACAGGGGCAUUUUUGUUUUAAUGGGCAGUCAUUGUUUAUGAAAUGACAAGCAAUGAUUUUAUUUAUAUUGGGUGCCCAUACUCUGGGUUUUUGAAACACGAGAUACGAGUGGUUUGGAGCAGAAAUGUAUGUAAAAGAUGUACUGAAAUUGGCAUUGUGACUGGAGAAAUAAAGCUGUCAGUCAGCUAGUAAAGUGUCAUCAAGCUUUCAGGGACUGACUUCAAUGUUGGAAUAUCUAGGAUAUGAAGGAUGUCCAAAUUCCUGGUUUCUGAAAGUGAUUUGCAGCAGAAAUGCAUUUAAAAGAUGGUCUGAAAUUGGCCGUUCGGUACCAGAGAAAUUGAGCUGUUCAGUCAGCUAAAAAAGAUGCAACAACCUUUUUGUGACACAUUCCAGGAGUGAAUUCAAUGUUGGAAUAUUUUCAAAGGACUUGAAACCAUGAAAGGUCAUCUGAGACAAUAGGUAGAGAUGCACCUUAAAUGACUGCAGAGAAAAAAAUGGAAUUUGUAUCUAGCCUGGUUGCGUUUUAUGUAUUGAUAGUGUCAAAGUACAAUGAAAAAGGGUAAUUGCUAAAUUGCUGCUGAAAAGUUCAUACCAACUGGUUUCGGCAGACUGGUUACUGCUGGUGGGUCGCUGCUGACUGGUUGCUGCCUAUCAAUUGCUACUGACUGGUUGCUGCCAAUCGAUUGCUACAGACUGGUUGCUAACAACCGGUUGCUGCAGACUGAUCGCUAUCUACAGAUUGCUACCGACUGGUUGCUUCUUACUGUUUGCUACAGACUGGUUGCUAAUGACCGAUUGCUACUAACUGGUUGCUGCCGACUGAUUGCUACCAACCGAUUGCUACCGACUGAUUGCUGCCAACUGGAGAACUCUAUAGAGCAGGCUGAGUCUGUGAAGUGUUUUUUUCUUGGAGUUAAAAACUUUCUUUUGAUCAUGGUUAACAGGAACGCUGUGUUGAAGCUUUUAACAAUGAAGAUUUGUUUUUACUUCGGUGAGCUGUUGAUGAUUUAUUCUUAUCUUGUGGAAUAGAUUUGUUUGUUUUUAAUGAAUGCAUUAUAAUUUUUUUAUUUUCGUAGACAUGCCAAAAAACAGGCAGAACAUGAAAAAAAUUACCAUGUUAAACAUUGUUUUAUUAUAUAUUGCUGUUUCAACUGUUCAUAUUUAUUUUUUUUAUCUCAAUUCUGCAUGUACAUUAGAUCAAUUUUAGUACAGUUGAAACCCAUUGCCUCAAUAUCGCUUAGCUUGAUUUCCUUGUUGGCUCGAACUUGAUGUAAUGGACAGAUUUUAUUUACUCUGUAAGCAUUUCCACUCGGCUCAAUAUUUGUGAGACUCAAAGUACUUUGGCUGGACCCUGGGAUAUCAAGCCAAUGGACUUCGACUGUAGUUUGAUGAUGCAAUUUGUAUUACUAUGUAUAUGAGACUAUUAAUUAUGUAAAACUAGGGUUUUAACUGGAGUUAUGGAACCAGGAAGGGUGCUGUAAGUUAACUUCUGCUUAUUUGAUAGCCCCCCUCAGGCCUUAUGGAGACAAGCAAGUCUACCCUUUUGCCUUCAUGGCAUGAUAAAAACUUUUAUGAUAAUUAAUACUUUUACAUAUUUGGCAGUUGAAACCAAAUAAACACAAUUCCUAACAUUUUCUGUCACAAUCACAUAAUAAUCAAGUCCUUUAAAGUCUGAUAUAAUGUGCCUUUUUCUCCCUUAGCACUCUCUCCCUAUUCUGCAAUACAGUCCUUUUUAAAACCUGGUUAAAACCCUAGUAAAACAUUUUGGCAGCUUUUUUAUGAAUGACAAAAUAAAGAUUAUGUGUUACUUAUAAAUAUAUUGCUUCUAAAUAAAUAUUGACUGAAACUUAACUUGAAUGUGCAAAGAUCAAAUACUGUAUAUUGAAUUGUAUUUUGUCCAUGGUCUGAAUUUCCAAUAAUUCUAUAUAUAGCAAUGCCCCAGUUGUUGGUACCUUCGUGAAUGUGUAAUGAUAACAGUAUUUCUAUUUUGAGCAAUAUGUGUAAUACUGAUGUUUUGUUUUGUAAAUUUAUUAAAAAGAAACAUCAACGCAACACUUUUUCAACACAUAACAA